Messenger RNA from Penaeus vannamei (Pacific white shrimp), 1314 nucleotides. NCBI's taxonomy places the organism in Eukaryota, Metazoa, Arthropoda, Malacostraca, Decapoda, Penaeidae. The record is from RefSeq and is a predicted model, not a curated record.
AAACAAAGCAAACAUCUCGACACCACCUUAAACAGAUCCACCACCCACAAUUCGCAUCCAAAAAAUUCCACGGCAAAAGCGCCCGCGGGAGAACCGGAGAUGCGCUGAUGGAGCUGGACUGGAUGGUGGGCGAGAUCACGCUGCUCCUGAGGAAGCUGAGGAUAGAUUCGUCGACGGUGAUCUGGUUCGCUUCGGAUAACGGACCGAGCCUGACGCGGCACGAGCGAGGGGGGUGCGCGGGGCCCUUGCGCUGCGGGAAGGGCACGACGUGGGAGGGCGGCGUCAGAGUUCCGUCCUUCGUCUACUGGCCAGGGAAGGUCAGGGCAGGUCGGACGAAUGGCCUGGUGUCGUCGCUCGACAUUCUGCCCACCCUGGCCGCUCUUACGAACGCCAACACAUCCAGCCUGACAUUGGAUGGCGUGGAUGUGUCCUCUCUCCUUUGGUCGCCGGAUAAUAAGAGCCCACGGGAGAUGUUCCCGGUGUACUCCGAGGGGCCGGCGAGGGCCACGGAUCCCUACGCUGUCACGGACGGCAAGUUCAAGGCCCACUUCUUCACCAAGGGAUCAGAUCUGUCUGACGCCAGCAACUACGACCCGAUGUGUCCUCAGCGCCACCCUCUCACGCGCCACGACCCGCCUCUGCUCUUCGACAUACAGCAGGACCCCGGGGAGCGUUACAACCUUGCAAACGACACUCUGUACCAGCCGGUACUAGAAGCCUUAACCAAAUGGAGAAACGAACACAUUGCCAACGUAACGUGGAUGCCUCCUCGCACUCGCGCCCUCGACGCCCACGCCCAGCCCUGCUGCACUACGCCCUCCUGCAACCCCUUCCCCGGAUGCUGUGACUGCCCGAGAGCCGCUCUGAACCCUCUGGAAAGGCUCGAUGUUUCCAAACCUAAACAGAAGAGUCGCCAUCAUGAGCCAAUGAAUUAGCCAAAUUUGGAUGGUCACUUUUUUCUUUAUUCAUUUGUUAUUGUGGUUCGUUACAACACUGUUUUAGUGUAUUGGGAAGAACAGAGGUACCUACUUACCCAUGUUUACCUCCUUCCUAGUAGCUAAGCGAAUGUUUGCCUUUGGAAUAUAGACUAUCACUUGUAUAUAUGAGACACUUGUGGAUAACCUGUGUGACCUAGCAUAGCCUGGCACGAAAACCGUGCACUCUCGAAAAGACACAGAGCAAGUUUAAAUAUGUCACACUGGGUUUACAAGAAAUCUUUAAACAAGUGUCCGGCGAGGUUGAAGAUGUGAACAAAUGAGACGAUUUUAUGAAUGAUUCUUUAACAUAGCAACUGCAAAUAAAUCAUUGCUUUCA